Messenger RNA from Ornithodoros turicata, 2796 nucleotides. RefSeq lists its product as uncharacterized. The transcript is spliced from 2 exons. The coding region runs from base 1 to 2796 and encodes 931 amino acids. Lineage: Eukaryota; Metazoa; Arthropoda; Arachnida; Ixodida; Argasidae. The record is from RefSeq and is a predicted model, not a curated record.
AUGGCCUUCUGCUGUGUGCCGCUUUGUCGUUCGGACGGGAAAAGGUCUGUGCUGGGCGAGAAGGUCACGUUCCACGAAAUACCUGCACGACUGGACAUACGAGAAAAGUGGCUGGUAGCGAUCAAGAGGGAUGAGUGGUCACCAAACUCCACCAGCAACUACUCAAGAGUAUGCAGCAGACACUUCCUCGCUUCCGAUUUCAUCGAAGGCAAGCGGCGUCGACUGAAACGAGACGCCGUGCCGUCUGUCUUCAGCGACUUCCCAUCCCACCUCCAACCAAGAAUCACGAAGCAGAGAAGCGACAGCAGCAUCAGGAAACGAGCACACGCCCUCGAUGCUGCUGUUCGAGUAAAGAAGGCGCGCCUUGGGGAGCAGCAAUCACUUGAAAACACGACUUGUCCCGUGUUGAGGCCAGACACACGCUCGUCGAGCCAGGAUGAAGGGACAGCAUGUGAUAAAGUGUUCACGGGAGCAGAAAAGAGAGUUUGUGCUGGUGGUAUCCCAGCAGGUAGAGUCGACAUAUCAACCAGAGAGCAGUCAACACAAGCAGAUAUAAAGAAGGUACAGCAUGCAACGAGACAGGAACACCACAAGUGGGUUCGGAAGACAAGGGAUCUGCGAAAGCGGAUUGAAAGACUGGAGAGAAUAGUGGACAGCUACAAGACAGAACUCAAGAAGCUAAAAGAAGAUGAUGAUGUUGACACCUUCCAGUAUAUGAAGAACAGAGCUGCAGAGAGCAACCCACAGGCGAUGUUCCUCAUGGACCAAGUAAGGAACUUCAAGAAAAAAAGUCCAAGGUGGUCAGAAGAUACCCUUCGGCACAGCAUCGUCCUGAGGCAUCUUUCAACAAGAGCUUACGAGCACGUUCGAAGCCAAGGACUACUUAAGUUACCAUCGAGGAACACGUUGCAGAAUUACAUAGGAAUCUCAAGUGGGGAAACAGGAUUUAACACCUUGGUAAAAUGUCGCCUGGAAGCAGAGCUUCAGAACCUGGGAACUGCUCAGUCAAGAACAUGUUCCUUAAUAAUAGAUGAGAUGCAAAUCAAACAAAAGCUACAGUACAAUAAGCAACGUGAUGCUUUUGUGGGACAAGUGGACCUGGGCCCUCUGAACAAAGAUGCAAAACAGCAAGUUUUGGCAAACUCACUUCUAUGCUUUUUGCUGAAUGGGCUCAGCUCCUCUUUUAGAGUACCCGUUGCCUAUUUUUUCACUAAAAGCCUGACAGGGAUCGAACUUUCAAAACUCAUACUUUUUGUUCUGAAAAAGGUGGAAGACGUUGGCUUUCGGGUUUUGAGGAUCGUAACAGACAACCACCGUGUAAAUGUGAACGCGAUGACCGUUUUGUGUGGUGGACUGCUGAAGCACCAAAUUGCACACCCAGUUGACCCGACAAGGGCACUCUCUUUUAGCUUCGAUUACUGUCAUGUGCUAAAGAACAUGCGUUCUCAAUUUCUGGAUCGUGACAUGGGCAAGGACAACCAAGUGUCAUCGUCCUUCCUGAAGGCGCUGUACGAGCUACAGAAGAAAGCGUCAAUUAAGGCAGUCAGGUUCCUAAGCCGGAAACACAUAUAUCCUAGUAACAUUGAAAAAAUGAAUGUAAAGCGAGCCAUACAGUUGUUUUCCCCAGAUGUUACAGCAGCGCUGAAGUACCUGCGAGACCAAGCUGGUCACACAUGCGAUCCAUUAUAUGCUGAUGCAGGAGAUACCAUACUCUUCAUGGAAAGCAUAUAUCGCUGGUUUAUCCUUCAUGAUACCAGCAACUGCACACAGCAUAUACAUCAAAGGUUCCCGGAUGUGCGCCAUUAUGACAGCUGCGAUGACAGUCGACUUGAGUGGUUGGAAACCACGUUCCCAGCGUACCUUGAGGAGCUAAAGAAGUUGACAAAGCCAUCUCAGUUCUUCACUAAAGAGACUUACGGUGCACUGCUGACAACUACAUAUUCAACGGUUGCUUGUGUAAGGUAUCUACUGCAGGAGGAACAGUUCAGGUUCGUCCUGACGCGAAAAUUUAGUAGUGAUCCAAUAGAGGCGCUGUUUGGAGCCCUAAGAAGCUCCCAAGGACGCAAUGACCAAAUGAACGUGAGGUCCACUACACAUGCAUUAGAAAGGAUCCUGAAGACGGGAAUCAUCGUCGCCUCGCAGCACAGCAAUGUGUCUCACGCAGUGACCUCAAGCUCAGCUGUAGCAGUUGCAAGUUUGGAACAGCAAGUGCCAAGAGAAGAGCAAGGGCCGACUGAACCAAUGGUGACUCUUCCACGUAAAGCAGCAUCAGUUCUGGAGAAACUAAAGGAGCCCAGGCGAGAGCGUCUUCCCAGCCUUCAGCUGUCAGCCACAGCCCACGUCGGAGGCUAUAUCGCCCGAGUUGUGGUAGAGAAAAUUCACUGCGAAAAUUGUGCCCAACUCGUACUGAAAGCUAUGUCGAACCAGCCUGUUCAGGGGUUGACAAGGCAUCAAGAUAGAGGAGGACUUCUCUACCCUUCAGAUGACCUCGUUUACCUUCUAGACAUCCUGCGGGAGUAUGCAGAAGCUGUGAUUUCUGAACAACCAAAUGGAGCUAACAAAUGGAAGCCGCUGAACACAUUGUUGCAUUUUGCUGUGCCUGUGAUCUGUGAAUGCACAUUGCUCCAGUGCCCACAGAGCACAAAGGAACACAGGCACGAGCUUGUACAUCUCAUUUGUUCAAGGUUCUUUCGGCCGCUUCUGGUAAAUCAUGCUUUCCAUGUAACUGACAGAAACGACACCUACAAAGCUUUCAAAAGGAAGCCCCUCUCCAGAAAGUAUGUGAAGCUCAACUAG